This is a messenger RNA of Seminavis robusta, 1824 nucleotides long. The record is from the annotation of a GenBank genome assembly. Lineage: Eukaryota; Bacillariophyta; Bacillariophyceae; Naviculales; Naviculaceae.
AGGAGAUCACCAAGAAAAUGACUGAUUGAUGAUUCCUGCGAGCGAGGGGACAUGGUUGUUCUCACUGAUCUUUCAGCCGAUAUCUUUUCUUUGGCACAGUGACGUGUUCGCUAGCUAGCCGAACACUCCCCAAACCAAUCCGGCCAUGGCCGUGUCUGCUGCAUCCGACCCAACAGUGGACGACAUGGCAACAAGGUUGACGAUCGAGCUCAAAGCAACAAAAGCAAUUACGCACGGGAGCUCCAACAAGACUUUGGCGGAACAUAAAAAAUCUUAUUCUUGUUGCAAACAAGAACGAUGACUGAGAAAAUCAAAACCACCAGCACUACAGUUUCGGCGCCAGGGAAGAUCCUCUUGGCAGGAGGAUACACAGUUUUGGAAUCUCCCAAUGUGGGUGUGGUUCUAGCCGUGGACAAAAAGUUUUAUUCGACCGUCGUCAAGCAUGAACCUGUCCCUUCUUCGGAUAGUGAACCUACCAAUAAAAAGCCCAAGGUGGAAGAUUCCGCCACCAUUUCGGUGCACAGUCCUCAAUUCGGUGCGACUUGGAAGUACAAUGCUAAAAUCUCGGAGCAAGGCUUGGAAUUGACUCCCGAUGCCGACAACAAAUCUACCAAUCCCUUUGUGGAAAAAUCUCUCCGAAUAACCCUUUGUUAUCUGGUGGUUUCUCAACAGCAAACCCUCUGUGACUUGGAAAUUACCAUUUUGGCCGACAAUGAUUUUUAUUCCGUCACGCCUCAUUUGAAAAAACGAGAGUGGGAAGCCACAGCGGAAAACUUGGCCAAACUACCCAAAUUCUUGCCUUGCAAUCUCUCGUCGGGUUCCUUGCAAAAGACGGGAUUGGGCAGCAGUGCGGCGUUGACAACCUCUUUGGUGGGAGCACUCGUCUUGGCCAUGACGGGUAGUUGUUCGGGAGAGGAUCUGGAUGCUGCCAUGCGUCGCAAAAUUCACAAUUUGGCGCAGAUUUGCCAUUGUCACGCGCAAGGAAAAGUAGGCAGUGGUUUUGAUGUCAGCAGUGCUUCCUACGGAUCGCAUGUGUACCAACGAUUCCCCAAGUGUCUACUCAGUGAUUUACUUCAAGAACUUGACAAGGUGGGGGACAAAAAAGCCAUGCCUCCCUCCAAGGUUGAGACACUCCAGAAACUGGUGGAUGAAAACCCGGAAAAUUUCAAGUGGCCCGUCGUACAGAAACCCUUGUCCUGGAACACGGAUCUGCUCCAAAUUAUGUUGGCUGAUGUCUCGGGAGGAUCGGAAUCGCCCUCCAUGGCACGCAAAAUAUUGAGUUGGAAGGCAGCAAGCGAUGAUGUUUCCUGCUGGACCAAUUUGCUCCAAUUUAAUCAACAAGUUGUCAAGCUUGCCGAUGAUAUUGUGGCGGCAUUGGAUGGCGCUGACAUUGGAGCCAUGACCAAGGUUUUGAGUCAGUGCAAACUCGAAGAUGGUUGGAAUAGCAGUGGCAGUGCUGACGAGAAAACUGCCAAAGUUGGGAAUGUCUUGUGUGACAUGCGAAAGACGCUCUUGGAAUGCCGCAAGAACCUGAAAUCCAUGGGAGACUUGGCAGGUGUCCCCGUUGAACCAGCCGAACAAACGGCAUUGGCGGAUGCUACCAUGGCGCUUUCGGGCGUGGUGGCGUCUCUAGUUCCCGGAGCUGGCGGUUACGAUGCAUUGGUGGUGGUCUACGUCAACACGCCAGAGGUCCGCGACAACAUUUGUGAUCUCUGGAGAAACUACAAGGCAUUGGCAGUUUGUCCGCUGGCAGUGCAAUACGCCAAGUAUGGUGAAGGUGUCAAUUACGUUGCCGAAACGCCUCCGUACAAGAUGGAGGAAUAG